AAUCGGCAGCACAAAAUAAACCAAAUGAGGGUAAAACACAGUUAUAUAACAUUGUACUUGAAAGUGGUAAAUCAGUUAAAAAUGCACAUUAUCAAUGGUUAACAACUAAUCUUAGUAAAUGUAUUGACGCUGAUAAAAGUACAAGAUCGUUUAGUGAUAAAAAUUGUGUAAAGGAUUUUUCAGCUAAAAGUGGAGAGCUUAAUGGAUAUACUGCUUUGCUUACUCAAGAUUUUGUAGAUGAACUAAAGAAUAGAGGUGACGUCAAAGUCGUGGAAAAAGAAGGUUUUAUGACAAUUCAGCAUGUCAUUCCACGUGCAGUCCAAAAUAAACCACCAAAAGAUUUGGAUCGAAUAGAUCAAGCAAACCUUCCUUUAGAUGGAAAAUUUAUUUAUCCUGAUAGUGCAGGACAAGGUGUUAAUAUUUUUAUAGUAGAUACUGGAGUUCGUAUUACUCACCAAGAAUUUGAAGGACGCGCUAAAUUUGGGGGAGCUUUUUGUGAUGGCUGUAAUAAUCAAGAUGAAAAUGGACACGGGACCAAUGUUGCUUCGAUUGCAGCGGGUAAAACCUUUGGCGUCGCAAAGAAUGCAUCAAUUAUUGCUGUAAGAGUUCUCGAUGCUAAAGGUAGUGGUACAAAUUCCGAAGUUAUCAAUGGAUUAGCGUUCGUUCUAGAUCAACAUAAUAAAGGAACAAAUAAAAAUUCAGUAGUCAACUUGUCUCUUGGAGGACCUUUUUCAGAGGCAGUUAAUUUAGCAGUCGAAAGUCUCACAAAAGCUGGAGUCCACGUAGCUGUAGCAGCAGGAAACGAUGGCGAUGAUGCAUGUAAAUCAUCACCAUCAUCCGAACCAACAGCAAUCACCGUCGGAGCCACAGAAGACAACGAUGCCCUCGCAGGUUUUUCCAACAUUGGAAAAUGUGUUGAUAUUUAUGCGCCAGGUGUAAAUAUUCUAGGAGCAGGAAAUAAAAAUGAUAAUGAUACUUUAUUAGCAUCAGGAACUUCCCAAGCGACACCACACGUCGCUGGUACACUUGCACUUAUAAUUGCCAAAAGCGGUAACCAAAGUCCAGCAGACAUGGCCAUAGCAUUGAGUACGUUGUCAACUAAAAAUGUAAUAAAAGGUUCUAAUGUUACUAUUAAUGAUUUUUUACGCGUACCGGCGCCAUAA
This is a messenger RNA of Dentiscutata erythropus, 1163 nucleotides long. NCBI's taxonomy places the organism in Eukaryota, Fungi, Glomeromycota, Glomeromycetes, Diversisporales, Gigasporaceae. The record is from the annotation of a GenBank genome assembly.